AUGGACGACGAGAUGCGCUUAAUCAACUUCAUCAGUGAUAUCCCACAAGAUGUAAAUCCUUAUGAAGCAACGAUCAAAUAUCUUGAAGAUGCUACAACGCCUCCAACGCUACCACAUUGGGCGCGUCUGACUUUGAGAUUUUUUAUAGGUUGCUAUGCUCUGACGUUUAGGGUGAUCACUGUGACGCGUCUUGGCCUUUGGAGAGUUGAUGUCCCCAACAUGUCUGGCUUGGCUUAUUUUCUUUAUCCGCCGCUGGUUAUCGCAGAUUUGACAUUGCAGCAAAAGAUUGAUGAAGGAGAAUUAGACUUGACAAAUAAGUGGCCAGAAGCCUCGAGGCAUGGUCGAACGAUUCCACUGCCACGUUAUGUGGUGAUUACAAUGAAUACCUUAUUCGUCUGUGUGCUAACUUGGAUCAUACCCUGCGUUAUUAUUUUAACGACUCAAUCUAACGAAGAAUACAAGAUCAUAAGACGCAUCCUCGGUGAAAUUCUUGCAGUGCUAAAAGACUACAGCUCUAAAUUUGAUCCGAACACAGAUCAAUCGUCUAGGCUCAUAGCUGCAUUACUUCCAGCUAGGGAGAUGUUAUUACAUGAGAGAAACAUGGCCCGGUACUUGCGCAUCGCUCUGAUAAUUGGUUUGUCGAACUUGAUAUUGCUGUGUCUGUUGUAUGCACCUUUGUUGAAGAAUUCCAUUGGAGCAAUUCAACGACGCACAGAAGAGUGCACAUUCGCGGUGGCAAUAUCUCCCUUUGAUCAAACAGGGCAAUUUGCACACAUCAAACAUCGAGUUAGGCAGGAGUAUUGGACAUCCUUUAUCCAUGGACUGGCAGUUUACAUGACCGCCCUGGCACUGGUACCAAUAUUGAUCUGGCAAGUGUCUUUUCCCGGUCCAGCAUAUAUGCGCAGCCGGACUUGGCUCACAGUGACGCAGAUCGGAAUGCAUGGCCCGUUUGCAAUCAGUGGCAAUGCCAUUGAGCUUUUGUUAAACCUACAGGCUAGAAGGCUGCUAGAUCUGUAUCGCAUUCAACAAAAUGCUUCCCGCGCAAUCUCACGAAAUGGCACAAGCCAGUUACAUCUUCAAGUCAGUUCAACUGACAGUGCCGGUGUCACAGAUACUGCCCAGCGAGAUCCGUUAUCCUUGGACGACAAGCACAUGGAGCUAGAGGUUAACAAAUAA
Puccinia triticina is the source of this 1176-nucleotide messenger RNA. RefSeq lists its product as uncharacterized. The record is from RefSeq and is a predicted model, not a curated record. NCBI's taxonomy places the organism in Eukaryota, Fungi, Basidiomycota, Pucciniomycetes, Pucciniales, Pucciniaceae. The transcript has 12 exons. The coding region runs from base 1 to 1176 and encodes 391 amino acids.